This is a messenger RNA of Trichechus manatus latirostris (Florida manatee), 5179 nucleotides long. RefSeq names its product frizzled class receptor 5 (gene FZD5). Gene Ontology annotation, biological process: non-canonical Wnt signaling pathway; canonical Wnt signaling pathway. The coding region runs from base 386 to 2143 and encodes 585 amino acids. Lineage: Eukaryota; Metazoa; Chordata; Mammalia; Sirenia; Trichechidae. The record is from RefSeq and is a predicted model, not a curated record. The transcript is spliced from 2 exons. Gene Ontology annotation, cellular component: plasma membrane. Gene Ontology annotation, molecular function: Wnt receptor activity; Wnt-protein binding.
ACCCAGCCUCUUGCCAAACUUUCUCGGCGCCGGCUCGGCUCGGCUCUGAGUCGCGUUUCUGAGCAGAGUGUCCGAGGGACGAGGACCCAGGGCUUCGGCUGGCUGCGGACUGUCUGCUCCUCUCAGCAGGACUCACGGAGAGUUUUUUCCCUGGAAUCGGAACCCUAAUCCUCCCUCCCCAGCCCGAUCGGGCGAGGAGCUGCGCUCGGCCAGUGGAGGCAGUGCCUUUCCGAAACAGCUUAUCUUUGGACGGAUUUCUUCGAAAGAAAAAGAAACCAACAGGUUGCCAGCCCCGGCGACGCACACCAGUCGGAGAGGGAAGCUGUAGGUCGGCUCUCUUGCCUGCGUGGACCCCGCUGCGGGAGGCAAAGGGAGGGACGGGGCAAUGGCUCGGCCUGACCCGUCCGCGCCGCCCCCGCUGCUGCUGCUGCUUCUAGCGCAGCUGGUGGGCCGGGCGGCGGCCGCCUCCAAGGCCCCAGUGUGCCAGGAGAUCACGGUGCCCAUGUGCCGCGGCAUCGGCUACAACCUGACGCACAUGCCCAACCAGUUCAACCAUGACACGCAGGACGAGGCGGGCCUGGAGGUGCACCAGUUCUGGCCGCUGGUGGAGAUCCACUGCUCGCCGGACCUGCGCUUCUUCCUGUGCUCCAUGUACACGCCCAUCUGCCUGGAAGACUACCACAAGCCGCUGCCGCCUUGCCGGUCAGUGUGCGAGCGCGCCAAGGCCGGCUGCUCGCCGCUCAUGCGCCAGUACGGCUUCGCCUGGCCCGAGCGCAUGAGCUGCGACCGCCUCCCAGUGCUGGGCCGCGAUGCCGAGGUCCUGUGCAUGGAUUACAACCGCAGCGAGGCCACCACGGCGCCCCCCAGGCCCUUCCCGGCCAAGCCCACGCAACCAGGCCAGCCAGGGGCGCCGGCCUCCGGGGGCGAGUGCACAGCCGGGGGCCCGUCGGUGUGCAAGUGCCGCGAACCCUUCGUGCCCAUCCUGAAGGAGUCGCACCCGCUGUACAACAAGGUGCGGACGGGCCAGGUGCCCAACUGCGCGGUGCCCUGCUAUCAGCCGUCCUUCAGCCCCGACGAGCGCACGUUCGCCACCUUCUGGAUCGGCCUGUGGUCGGUGCUGUGCUUCAUCUCCACCUCCACCACGGUGGCCACCUUCCUCAUCGACAUGGAGCGCUUCCGCUACCCCGAGCGCCCCAUCAUCUUCCUGUCCGCCUGCUACCUAUGCGUGUCGCUGGGCUUCCUCGUGCGCCUGGUCGUGGGCCAUGCCAGCGUCGCAUGCAGCCGCGAGCACAGCCACAUCCAUUACGAGACUACAGGCCCAGCGCUGUGCACCGUCGUCUUUCUGCUCGUCUACUUCUUCGGUAUGGCCAGCUCCAUCUGGUGGGUCAUUCUGUCGCUCACCUGGUUCCUGGCGGCCGGCAUGAAGUGGGGCAACGAGGCCAUCGCGGGCUAUGCACAGUACUUCCACCUGGCCGCGUGGCUCAUCCCAAGCGUCAAGUCCAUCACGGCAUUGGCGCUAAGCUCUGUGGACGGUGACCCGGUGGCUGGCAUCUGCUACGUGGGCAAUCAGAACCUCAACUCGUUGCGUGGCUUCGUUCUGGGCCCGCUGGUGCUUUACCUGCUCGUGGGCACGCUCUUCCUCCUGGCGGGCUUCGUGUCGCUCUUCCGCAUCCGCAGCGUCAUCAAACAGGGCGGCACCAAGACGGACAAACUGGAGAAGCUCAUGAUCCGUAUCGGCAUUUUCACGCUGCUGUACACAGUGCCGGCCAGCAUCGUGGUGGCCUGCUACCUGUACGAGCAGCACUACCGCGAGAGCUGGGAGGCGGCCCUCACCUGCGCUUGCCCGGGCCCCGACGCUGGCCAGCCGCGCGCCAAGCCCGAGUACUGGGUGCUCAUGCUCAAGUACUUCAUGUGCCUCGUGGUGGGCAUCACGUCGGGCGUCUGGAUCUGGUCGGGCAAGACCGUGGAGUCGUGGCGGCGCUUCACCAGCCGCUGCUGCUGCCGUCCGCGGCGGGCUCACAAGAGCGGCGGCGCCACGGCUGCCGGGGACUACGCCGAGGCGAGCGCGGCGCUCACGAGCAGGACCGGGCCGCUGGGCCCCGCCGCCGCCUACCACAAGCAGGUGUCUCUGUCGCACGUGUAGGAGGCCGUGGCGUUUGGGGGGGGGUUGUUUGGUAGCUUUGCCAAGGUCACUUCCGUUUACUUUAAUGGUGCUGAUGCCGCCUCCUGGGGCAGCUUGGAGAGUGGGAAACGGUGCAGUUUCAAGGGAGUACCUGCCCCAGGACUUCUCAGAGGGGCUCAGCUCACUUGUAUUCUAUUUUGCGUUUCUUACCACCUUCUUUAGGGGAACCUUGUUUUUAAUUUAUAUGUAUUUUGCUUAAUGUUUAACUUUGUUGCAUUUUGGCAACAAAAUUUACCUUUGCUUUGGGGGCUUUACAAUCCUAUGGUUGGCAUUAUAAUGAAGUUCCACUUGGUUCAGGUUUUUUUGAACUGUGUGAUCCAAAUUGGGAAAAUACAUUUCCUAUACGUGUCUUUAAAAAAAAAAGUGUACAGUUAAAGUUUGGGUUGCCAUGUCUGGAAAGUUGUUGGAUGUGCUUUUUCAGCUAGUUUCUCCUUCCACUGCUUAAAGUGUCCAAGAUGCUUUUUAAGGUGAGCUGCUUGUCCCUGUUUAUUGUUCCAAAAUCAGGAGAAGCUCCAGGUCAUAACAAGGAGGGGAGCGUAGCGUGUUUAGGGCCUUCCAAAAGUGGCAAGGUUAGGGAGUGUUUAGUGAUUUUUGUGUUCGUCCUUAGCUUUGUUUAGCGAGCUUCAGUUUCUUUUCUGUAGUUCUUAUAAUCAUUCUCAUUUUUAACAGUGCCAGCAUUGUGUUCUGAGUAAGUUAGAGGUAGCAUUAUAAAGGGCCCGAUAUAAAUAUUUGGAAUAGUGAGAACCUAAGGGACGGUGGUGGGUCAAGAUUGAAUUCUAAACUGGGGAGUUGGCAGUUUUGUGCCAGAAAAGGAGUGGGUGGUUCUUAAUAAGCUUAAGUGAUCCUUUUUUUUUUUUAAAGGGAACUUGUGUUAUACUUUUGGUAAAAGUAAACCCACUCCUUACUUCUGGAAGUACUUAGUGAUAGUUGCUAAAAGGAGCUCCUUUUUACAUUUAAGGACUAAAAUGGAUAUAACUCCAGUAAUUAAAUUUCCAACACUUAUCUGCUCCACACCCACACACCUCCUUUAUCACGUUAAACAGUCAUUUUGCUUUUCUUAUUCCUCCUCUCCUGGAGAGCUGUGAUUAGAAACCACACCCACCCUAGAAGGAGGUGCUUGAACCUGGGGAUAGGGGAGGGAGGCUGGCUUCAUACCUGUGAACAAACAUUGGCCACCAUGAGGGAAAAUAAGUGUCCCUGGACUUUGGACUAGUUUACAGACAGAUAUUUCAAAAGCAGCAAGACAUUGCUCUCUACAGUCUCCGAAAACAAGUGAGACACGUAACACUUGCAUAAGCUUUUAUUUUUUCAAAUGGAUCAGUGUAAUGCUACAGCUCAAGAGGAAAGCUCCUAUUUCUCCCUACUUCAAUACAUUUUCUUUUCUUUGCAAUUAGAGAAUUCUGUUUGCUCCCCUAAUCUUUUUAACCAUUCCUGCAUUCGUAUAUGAAAGCUUAUAUAUUAAUGAACACACACAGGUUUCUUUGCUGUUAGAAAAUUCUGUUUGUUUUCCUAAUGUGUUUAACCAUUCAUUCAUGAAGAACAGGAGGCCAUUACAGGGGAAGGGGGUGACGGUGCAUGGGCCAGCAAAAUACCAGUGUAAUUUUGGGACCAGGAAUGAGUGGGGGCUAAAUUUAGGAAGCAUGGCCAAAAGCAGUUAGAAUUGGAGAACGCCUCCCUAGGAAAACAACUGGAGUCUAGCCAUUUGCACUUCAUUUAUACCAAAGUUGCAAAGUAAAAUUUAAGCCCAGAUCAAUUUCUACUUCAUGGAUAUUAAGUAGAUAAAUGCGUGGUUCCCACUGGGAAUGUAAACAUCUUUCUGAUGGGGAGAGGACUGGUAUUACAAUUUUAACGACUCUCAAAAGCUGUUCACAUGUAUAAAAGUGCAGUGCUUUUAUACACUUAUCCUCUGAUUCAAAAUUAAAAUUUCAGUGGAUUCAAAAAACCUAGUAUACAUAGCUACAAAACUUUCUGCCUAUCUUAUUCUGCUUAUUCAGAAGCUUCUUCCUAGAACCUUGCAGUAGAUCUUGGCUGGGGACCAAUUCCUCUCCUGUUUUUUCAAAUGAAGUCUUCUUCUAAUCACCUUGACCUCUGCCCACAUUUAGUGUGUCUUCCCAGUGAGUACAUAGAUUGUUCUGCUUCCUUCUGCAGUCAUUGUGCCUAAUUUGGACUGUCCCUCCUUCAUUCCUUUUGCGGAGAAAUCUAGGAACCAUGCAGAGUGUAUCUAAAAGUUGUGAGAUGAAGUGGUCAAAAGUAAUUUAAUUCUUCAUUUAAAAAAAUGUUUUUUACAUUAACGUGCCAAACCAGAUACACUUAAAAAUGAAGACAGUCAAAACAAGACACUAAGGUCUCCCCUUUGGGAUCUAAUUCUGUAUGUUUGUGAACUGGUCAUUACUCCAGACCAGCUCUGAGAGGUGCCUCUUUGUUUUCAGUCUCUAACCUCACCCCUGCUCUUUCUCUCCCUUCCCUCAUCCCCUAAAGGAGAUAAAGCCCACCUGCUUCCCUAAAGUCUUACUAAUGUCAGCCACCCCACCCCCUGCCCAGGGGAGAGAAGCCAAAUCUGUUUAUGGUCACCCCUAUUUCCAUCCCAUGCACUGUUUUCCCCUGAUUUUUGAAUGUUUAAUUAUGAAAACAAUCCAUACUCAUGAAAACAAUUAUAAAAUGAAAGGUUGAAGGGUAGCUUAGCAACUUCACAGCUGGCUUUGCAGAGUUGGAGAGAACAUGGGGCCCAGUUUAGUCCCAGAUGUACUAAGAGCUGUCCCUUUCACAGUUCACUUUUACACAACAUCUCACCCAUACGGGAGGUGUGAGGAUUUGGAUAGAAGCUUGUCUAAUGGAACGCAUCAGCUGACCGGAUUUUAGGAAGCCUGUUUAAUUUAUAUUAUUUUCCUCUUCACAUUUUGAAAUUGUCUAAAUUGGCUAGAAAUAAUUUUUCUGGGUGCCUUAUUGGUUUAUACUUUCAAACCUUUGUCAUAUUUUCAUGUGACUAUUUCCAGUGAC